Cryptococcus wingfieldii CBS 7118 is the source of this 1110-nucleotide messenger RNA. RefSeq lists its product as hypothetical. Bases 1 to 1110 code for a protein of 369 amino acids. The transcript is spliced from 2 exons. The record is from RefSeq and is a predicted model, not a curated record. Lineage: Eukaryota; Fungi; Basidiomycota; Tremellomycetes; Tremellales; Cryptococcaceae.
AUGGCCCUUACCACCCUCGACCCCCUCCCCUCUGAAGUCCGCCAACUCAUCUUCGUAUACCUCCAGACGACAACCGACAAACCCACCCUUGCUACCCUCGCGCGCGUCUCCCGAAAACUCUACGCCCAGUCGAUCCCUCGCCUGUACAAGAGGGUCCGUCUCAACGGCUCCAAUGCGGAGGCCUUCUUUGGGCGUCUCAUAGCAGAAGGUCGAGACGGUGUUGAACGAGAGGUUACCGCCCACAAGGCGCAUAUCCUUCACUACGUUUCGCAGCUGGCGCGGCUGCCUAACGGAAUCCCAUCCUCCCAUUUCAUUCCGUCUCCCAUUGCGCGAAAGCUUUGUCAGAUAUGGAGGACUACUCAUAUACGUUUCGAGGAUGGCCCUGCCGCUAUGUUUCUGCUAGAGGCUGUCACUUCCUUGCAACAUCUUCGCGGCCAGCUCCGAGCAAAUAUGGACGGCCUCAGUGGGGCUCACAAGGAACGGGCGUUGAGCGGGGUCUCCAAGACGUUGCUCGACGACUACGGUGACGCCUCCGCCUCAGUAGUUCUGGGGGAGCCUCUGGCUAGAUGUAUCAUCUUCUUUCCGGACUUCUGGAAGGGCGUCUUUAACCUUCUGAAGGGGAAUGCCAUGGGCCCUUUCGACUCGAUUUGCCUUCGCCUUCCUCCCAACUGCCCGAAUGCCGGGGCAACUCAGUACUGCAAAGACAUGUUCCUAUCCAGUCGUUGGCACGGCAAUGUCGCGAAACAACUGUGUAUCCACAACGCCAAUCCCCUGGACCAUAUGUCAGGGAAAGCUGGCAAAAACUUACACAUCUCUUUACUCCCUGAGGGCUCGCCGGGUAUGAUCUCACACGAGAGCAGCAUUGGAGCGUUCAUGGAUCAUUUCAUUGCCGGCGUGGACCACUUAUAUCAGAUCCCCCACAACUUUCAUUUCUACAACAGCACGUUCACAGACGAAGAUCGUGUCUCCCACGCAGGAGUCAAUUUCUGGGACCGUCUGGAGAGUGAAUGGGAGGGCAAGGGAUCGGGUUGGGAUUCCCGCAUUGUCACGCUGACUAUAAGCGGGCCCGAGAAGAAGAUGCCUUGUCCCGUCUGCCUGGAAAUAUAUUGA